This is a messenger RNA of Fusarium coffeatum, 1581 nucleotides long. RefSeq lists its product as uncharacterized. The record is from RefSeq and is a predicted model, not a curated record. Gene Ontology annotation, biological process: mitochondrial respiratory chain complex IV assembly. NCBI's taxonomy places the organism in Eukaryota, Fungi, Ascomycota, Sordariomycetes, Hypocreales, Nectriaceae. The transcript is spliced from 3 exons. Gene Ontology annotation, cellular component: mitochondrion. The coding region runs from base 1 to 1581 and encodes 526 amino acids.
AUGGACUCGGUGCAACCUUCUCAGUCACGAGAGAGCUCCCACUUCCUGGUAGAGCCAAUUUCAGCUUCGAUUUUGGCUGAAAAAGAAGCCCACAGGCGUAAUGCAGCCGCGGUCCUGGGGACCUGUAAGACAGGAUGCUCAGUCGUGGAUGACGAUGUUUUGCUGGGCGGCUUCGAACGCGCAAGUAUUGUGGGCAUCAGUGCCGAGGAUGAAGAUUUGGGAGUCCAGCUUGGCCUUCAGACACUGGCGCAUUCUUUAUUGGAGGGGUCAGUCAAGAAUGCACUGCUCAUCACACCGAAGCCGACAAGUGCUAUGUUAGGGAGCUUAAGGGAUGCUAUCAAAGCAGAGCUCGAGACACGCGGAUAUACGAGGGAUAAGACAAAGUUGAGGCAGUGUCUCGAUAAUGUGAUGCUGUCCUGUGUAUUUGAUCUGGAUGGUUUAUGGGAGGUCUUGGCCGACCUGGACCGAAGUGAGCCAAAAGAAAAAGAAGAAGGUGUCUUCUCACACAGGGAACAGGAGGCACAGAAGCAAGAUACAACACAAAGAGCACCAGUCGAUGAGAUUCAGGACAGCCAGGACGACGAAGACACGGCAUUCUCCCCCGUUGACCAAACUUCAGAACUUGUGCAAGAGAAAGAGGCGCCAAGCAAAAUGACGCCGCACCCAGAAGUCAUCGUGAUAACCCAUUUCUCCUCUCUUUUAACUAGCCUCUUCGCCCAUCGCGAAAAGGUAGCCGCCCACACUUCUCUUCAGCUUCUGGGCUCUCACCUGCGUGACCUCUCACGGAAUCUUCCAUCUAAUCCACUGAUCGUUCUACUCAACUCUACAUCAUCAAACUUCUCAGGCCCAACACAUAGUGCUAUAGCCUCUCCUGCAAAACAGACCUUUGUCGAUCCAACGCUGCGAUCCAUCUUCAACCCACCUUUAGUCACAGGCUACAGCAGUCGACGAACAAAACCCAAUUUCGGUCUCUCAUUUGCUCAGCUGUUGGACUUGCAUAUUCUGUGCACCAGGAUUCCCAAAACGAGAGUAGACGCAGAGAUGGCAGUGCAGAAGCGCUCUGGUGAGGAGGUCAAUAUGGCUUGGGUUGUAGAGGUGCUGUUGGAUGAGAUGGGUGUCUGGGAAGGCAAGAUGGGGGUAAGGGUGGGUAGAGAGCAGAGAUGGGCGAUUGUUGAAGUUGAGAAGGGAAGAGUACAAGGUGCAUUCAGCGAAGCACUCGCGCAGUGUCUGCAAGAAUCCGAAUGUGUCAUGGUCGAGCGCAACAGCGCCGCCGACUGUCUCCGCGAACCCCUCGUCAACACUCUCCCCCUCAAGUGCCGCCAGCUAAAGAAGGGCUUCGGCGAGUGCAAGCGUGGCAUGGUCGAUAUGCGCAAGCGAUUCCGCGGCAACAUGCCCGUGGCGUACCGUACAAUGGAGCAAGCCGAGGAGGGUCAGGGAUAUCAACUUUACGCCGGCCGGCCAGCCUUUGCAGGCGGUGUCAAGAAGACGGACGGAAACGAACCUAUUCCUAAAGAUUGGAGAGAAGUCGAGAACGACAAGUGGAAGGCCGAGCAAGCGGCCAUGGCACAGGAGAAGAAGUGA